This is a messenger RNA of Odocoileus virginianus texanus, 2691 nucleotides long. Lineage: Eukaryota; Metazoa; Chordata; Mammalia; Artiodactyla; Cervidae. The record is from RefSeq and is a predicted model, not a curated record.
UUUGCACCUGAAGGCAUGAUGCUGACACCAUAUGUCCUUUUCUCCCCAGGGAAGCUGGUGUACGAGCGUAUCUUUUCCAUGUGUGUGGAUAACCGCAGCGUCUUACCAGAUCACUUCUCUCCAGAGAAUGUAAAUGACACAGCCAAGGAAACAUGCUUGAAUUGGUUUUUCAAGAUUGCUUCCAUCAGGGAGCUCAUUCCAAGAUUCUACGUGGAAGCUUCCAUCCUGAAGUGUAACAAGUUCCUCUCCAAAACCACUGUGAAGGGGUCUGUGUGCGUUCAUCGGGCUGCAGACACCACACUCGGAGUGGCACCCAUGGGCCCUCUCUCAGUGUCUGUGGCUGCCAUCCAAGAUGAUGAAGAGGUGGGCAUGGAAGUGGCUCCACAUCUCAAAGAAAGCCUAAAUAAGAACUUUUUUGACUUCCUCCUCACAUUCAAACAGAUUCACGGGGACACGGUCCAGAACCAGCUGGUGCUCCAAGGCGUGGAGCUUCCGUCCUACCUCCCCCUGUAUUCGCCUGCCAUGGACUGGGUCUUCCAGUGUGUUUCCUACCGCGCCCCUGAGGCUCUGUUAACAGAGAUGAUGGAGAGAUGUAAGAAGCUAGGAAACAAUGCCUUGCUGUUGAACUCUGUGAUGUCGGCUUUCCGGGCCGAGUUCAUUGCUACAAGGUCCAUGGAUUUUAUUGGCAUGAUUAAGGAGUGUGACGAGUCCGGUUUCCCCAAGCAUCUCCUUUUUCGCUCCCUGGGGUUAAACUUGGCCUUGGCUGAUCCUCCUGAGAGUGAUCGACUUCAGAUUCUCAAUGAAGCUUGGAAAGUUAUCACUAAAUUGAAGAAUCCACAGGACUACAUUAAUUGUGCUGAAGUGUGGGUGGAGUACACCUGCAAGCAUUUCACGAAACGAGAGGUGAACACCGUUUUGGCCGAUGUCAUCAAGCACAUGACUCCAGAUCGUGCCUUUGAAGACUCCUAUCCUCAGCUUCAGUCAAUAAUUAAGAAAGUAAUUGCACACUUUCACGAUUUCUCAGUUCUUUUCUCAGUGGAAAAAUUUCUGCCAUUUUUGGACAUGUUCCAGAAAGAAAGUGUCCGGGUGGAGGUUUGCAAAUGCAUCAUGGAAGUUUUUAUCAAGCAUCAGCAGGAGCCCACCAAGGACCCCGUGAUUCUGAACGCCCUUUUGCACGUUUGCAAGACCAUGCACGACUCUGUGAAUGCACUCACUCUUGAAGAUGAGAAAAGAAUGCUGGCAUAUUUGAUUAAUGGAUUUAUAAAAAUGGUGUCCUUUGGCCGUGAUUUUGAACAACAGCUGAGUUUUUAUGUGGAGACCAGGUCAAUGUUUUGCAAUCUGGAACCUGUCCUUGUGCAGUUGAUUCACAGUGUAAACCGGUUGGCAAUGGAAACAAGGAAAGUAAUGAAGGGAAAUCAUUCUAGAAAGACAGCUGCAUUUGUCCGGGCCUGCGUUGCCUACUGCUUCAUUACCAUUCCCUCCCUGGUGGGGAUCUUCACCCGCCUCAAUCUCUACCUGCAUUCUGGUCAGGUGGCCCUGGCCAACCAGUGCCUCUCCCAAGCUGAUGCCUUUUUCAAAGCCGCCAUAAGCCUUGUUCCAGAAGUUCCCAAGAUGAUUAAUAUUGAUGGAAAGAUGCGGCCCUCAGAAUCAUUCCUUCUGGAAUUCCUCUGCAAUUUCUUUUCAACAUUAUUAAUAGUUCCGGACCAUCCUGAACACGGAGUCCUGUUUCUUGUUCGAGAGCUGCUCAACGUGAUCCAGGACUACGCCUGGGAGGAGAACAGCGAUGAGAAAAUCCGCAUCUACACCUGCGUCCUGCACCUGCUAUCUGCCAUGAGCCAGGAGACCUAUCUCUACCACGUAGACAAAGUCGACUCCAACGACAGCCUCUAUGGGGGAGACACCAAGUUUCUGGCUGAAAACAACAAGCUGUGCGAGACGGUGAUGACUCAGAUCCUGGAGCACCUGAAAACCUUGGCCAAGGAUGAAGCCUUAAAGCGCCAGAGCUCUUUGGGCCUUUCGUUCUUUAACAGCAUCUUGGCCCACGGGGACCUGCGCAACAACAGGCUCAACCAGCUGUCCGUCAGCCUGUGGCACCUGGCACAGAGGCACGGCUGUGUGGACACCAGAACCAUGGUAAAAACUCUGGAAUACAUCAAGAAGCAGAGCAAGCAGCCCGACAUGGGGCAUCUGACUGAGCUGGCCCUCAGGCUCCCUCUGCAGACAAGGACCUGACUCCAGGGUCUCUGAUGCCAAUCCAGAAAAGACCUGUUUUGUAUUUUUGUUUUCAUUUUUACACACAUACAGAUUGGUUUCUCUGCUGUUCUGCCAGUGAAGUGAAGUGAGAGAUGUCAAGAGUAUUCGAAUCUAUUCCUGCCCACUGAGCGCGGCGUCUGUUUCUUUGCACAACUGGCCUUCAGAUGGGCCUUUAGAGAAAAACAGAGGAUUCAAGUAACAUCUCUCUUUUCAGGAAGGUUUAAUUGAAAGUUAAUUGAAAACAGAAUCUUGAAAAGCAGUCCACUUUGAAAGAGUCAUUGUGCCCUUUCCCCGAUUUGCUUUAUGUCAAAACCGGCUCUUGAUUGGAUUUUAAAUACGCUUAUAGAUUAAAGGAGAAAACAAAGUCAGAUUUAAGAUUCUCUGGGCUUGGAUGGAAAAUAUACUGUAACUGAAUAAACCUCCCUGAAGGAAUAUUUA